GCAUUUUGGUAAUUUCGUCUGAACUGUGAACUCCGAACCGCGAAUCACUUUUUGAUUAUAGCGUUCAGCCGCGGAAUCAAUAGUCUACGGCGAGGGCUGAUACAAACCGAAGGACACCGCGAUGGCAUCAGGGUGGGGAAUUACUGGGAACAAAGGUCGCUGCUACGACUUCUGGAUCGACUUCAGCGAGUGUAUGUCUCGCUGCCGAGAACCCAAGGACUGUGCUCUUCUCCGUGAAGACUACCUCGAGUGCCUCCACCAUUCUAAAGAGUUCCAACGAAGAAAUCGGAUUUACAAGGAGGAGCAGCGUAAAAUAAGAGCUGCUGCCCGGCAGGGUCAGGAGGGUGAGAGUGUGGGCGGACAUCACUAGCGCUAGUGAUUAAUUGCUGUUUUGACUCUCAGAAUAAGUUGUGGUGAAAUUGUUAUUUUGAUCGAAUUGGCAUUUAUGGAUGUCAUAUGUGCGUUGCUUUUAACUUCCUCCGUUGUUGAUGGCCUAUUUUCUAUUUGCAAUAAAGUAAAAAAUGGACAAUGCUCCGCAGAGUGAAUGUGUAAUAUAGUUCAUGCCUUCUGACAGAGGAAUUGAAGCUUUAAUAUUGCUAUUUUAA
This is a messenger RNA of Neltuma alba, 605 nucleotides long. Its product is annotated as NADH dehydrogenase [ubiquinone] iron-sulfur protein 5-B. Gene Ontology annotation, cellular component: respiratory chain complex I. The transcript is spliced from 2 exons. Gene Ontology annotation, biological process: mitochondrial respiratory chain complex I assembly. NCBI's taxonomy places the organism in Eukaryota, Viridiplantae, Streptophyta, Magnoliopsida, Fabales, Fabaceae. Bases 122 to 370 code for a protein of 82 amino acids. The record is from RefSeq and is a predicted model, not a curated record.